AUGGAGAACUUCCCAGUCAUCAACAUGGAGAAGCUUAAUGGUGAGGAGAGACAGGCUACGAUGGAGAAAAUUAAUAAUGCUUGUGAGAAUUGGGGAUUUUUUGAGUUGGUGAACCAUGGGAUAGCCCUUGAACUUUUGGACACAGUGGAAAGGUUAAAUAAAGAGCAUUAUAGGAAAUGCAUGGAGAGAAGGUUUAAAGAGUUUGUAGCAAGCAAAGCCCUUGAGGGUGUUGAAGCUGAGGUUAAAGACAUGGAUUGGGAGAGUACCUUCUUCUUGCGUCACUUGCCUGACUCAAACUUGUUUGAAAUCCCAGAUCUUACUGAAGAAUACAGGAAGGUAAUGAAGGAAUUUGCAGAACAAAUACAGAAACUUGCAGAGGAGCUGCUGGAUUUGCUUUGUGAAAAUCUUGGGCUAGAGAAGGGGUACCUCAAGAAGGCUUUCCAUGGAUCAAGAGGACCAAAUUUUGGUACAAAGGUUGCCAACUAUCCUCCUUGCCCUAACCCUAAUCUUGUGAAAGGUCUGCGCGCACAUACCGAUGCUGGCGGCAUUAUCCUUCUCUUCCAAGAUGAUAAGGUCAGUGGCCUCCAACUUCUCAAAGAUGGCCAAUGGAUUAGUGUGCCUCCCAUGCCUCACUCCAUCGUCGUCAACCUUGGAGACCAAAUUGAGGUAAUGACAAAUGGCAAGUACAAGAGUGUGGAGCAUCGCGUGAUUGCACAAACUGAUGGUACUAGGAUGUCUGUAGCUUCAUUCUACAACCCAGGAAGUGAUGCUGUUAUAUUUCCAGCACCAUCAUUGAUGGAAGGAAAGGAAGAAGAAACGAAGGGCCACAUUAUUUAUCCAAAAUUUGUGUUUGAAGAUUACAUGAAGCUUUAUGCUGCUCUCAAAUUUCAAGCAAAAGAGCCAAGAUUUGAUGCCAUGAAAGCUAUGAAUUCCAGUACCACUGCAACAGCUUAA
Neltuma alba is the source of this 954-nucleotide messenger RNA. RefSeq names its product 1-aminocyclopropane-1-carboxylate oxidase-like. Lineage: Eukaryota; Viridiplantae; Streptophyta; Magnoliopsida; Fabales; Fabaceae. The coding region runs from base 1 to 954 and encodes 317 amino acids. The record is from RefSeq and is a predicted model, not a curated record. The transcript is spliced from 4 exons.